UAGCUUGCGGCGGCAUGAUGUAGCUGAAGAACGGGAACAAGCACACGCACACGCCCACCUUUGCAAUCAACAACACCCACAGACUUCGCAGGAAUAGACACCUAGCAUUGUCAUGGCAAUUGCAAGACGGCUUCGCAUGGGCGCUCCCUUCUCUUUGUCGGCGGACAAACGGACUGUCAACUCAAAUAAGGCGAGAGGCGCAACUUCAUUCAAUCAGCCGUCGCUUCACACCGCCAGCUCUGGGCGUGAGGAAAAGCAAAAGAAAAGAGGCAGCAGCGAUGACGAAAAUAAAGACGAUGCAGACGACGAUGACGACGAUGAGCCCCUUUGGGGCUCGCCGCUCAACGACGAGGUGCUUCAAGAGGGCAUCGUGAUCUUAGCUCGACCGCGUCCAAGGGCCCGCCGGCCCCAGCUUUCUUCUACCGCAUCGGACGACAACAGUCAGCGGGGCAUGGCCAGAUCUCAGAGCCAGCCCAAUCUCCGUCGUCGUCCACCUGACAAGUUUCCCUUGUCGCCACGACGAGAUUGGCCUGCGGGCGGCUCCGAACAAAUUAGCUGCGGCAUCGGAGUCGGUCAGAUCCGCGGACGGAGCUGCACAGAUGCACAUGGUCCCCGAUUGCGGCCGCUCGAGCCCGCCCACCCUCUUUCCUCAACCACUUCUUCUUCGUUUUCGUCGCGCUUCAAUCCGCUCUUGCAAAUUAACCACGAUGCGGGCGGCGGUGGCGGCAAUCUCGCACCUUCGUCAGAGGGCUUCACGCAUUCAUACCGUCAUUGUCCACAGCCUCUCUUCAACGACGACAACCAGGCAGCACCUGCUUCUGUUGCUAUCUUGCCCAGCUACCGCGGGUAUUUCUGUGCACCACCCGAGCACGAACGGCGUGGAAGGUCCGCCUCUCUGGCCUCUUCUUCUAUUGGCUCAACGGACGCUCAACCCUCGUCAACUUCUUCAUAUCUUGAGCGGCGCAACAUCAACGCGACUCCAAGCAGCCCCUGUGACCCUACUUCCUCCUUUACAUCGUCGCCCUUGUCUCCUUCAUCCUCUUGCUCCUCCUCAACCCAUUCCACCGAGAUGCCUACUGGAUCAAUCUCGCCCGCUAGCAGCUCCAGCACGCGCACCAUCCGGACUCACGACAUCACGGCCCCCUUUCGCGAAGCCCGUGCGGUGACUGCAUCAAGAGAGGAGGCGAAGGGAGCAUCAUUAGGCCGCAAGUUUCGCAAAGCCGUCUCACAUCUCGCCCUCAAAUCACCCUCUUCGACGACGUCUUCUUCAUCAUCAAUGGCAUCUCACUUAGACAAGCCGCUGCCGCCCAUCACGCCCAUCACGCCAAGGACCACGUGUGGGGCUCGUCAGCCGCACGACAAGGUGUCUCAGAUACUCGGUCUGCCAGACUAUAUUGCCGAGACUCUGCCGGCUAAUGCGAUUCUUGAAGGUCCUAGCUGGCGCGUUUCGACCGAUACGGUAGGUCCGAUCGACGACGACGAUGACGACGACGAGCACUCGAAGCCCGCAUCCGAGCACAGCACUCUUUCUCCCUCGCCACCACCGUCAUCGCAUCUGAGGACCGUCGGGAGUUGUCUCUCGCUGACACCGUCACUGAUCGCAGACUGCUUCACAUGUCACAAGCUCGAAAGCGUCCUCGAGCGCAGCGAGGAGGAAGAAGUCAGGACAGUAGCAAAUCUUGGCCGGGUGUUAAAUGCGAGUCGAGGUAAUGACACAGAAAGUGCGGCGUCGUCGUACGAUUCAAGCUACGCCUCUUCUUCGACAUCGGCUCCCUCCACCCUCGCUUCCUCUUCGAUCCACCAGCAUAGAUCCGACACGGCCGCUCCAUUUGGGCCAUCGCAACGCAGCCAAAGGAAUCGGGCAUGGCGAGACGAGCUCUGCAGGUCCCUGUCAUACCACAACCCGUUCAUCUUUGACCUUGAUGUCGAUGAAGGCAACCAAGAAGACUCGUUUUCUGGCGAGAAUAGCGAUUCGGAUUGCAAGGCGGGGGACCCAUGGCCUGAUGAGCCACUCGAAUUUCCCAUUGGUGAAGCAUCCAAAAGCUACAUCGAAGCCGCUUUUCCUCCUCUCCACGACCGCCAUUCGAGCUCCACUUGCGCUAGCACCACCUCGACAAUGUCCAAUUUCAUCGCAUCGACGUCGACAAGAAGUAAACGCAGCGAGAGCUCAUCGACUUUCCUCUCUCUCUGUACCCCUACGACUCCUACAUUCUCAUCUACAGCGUCCUCCUCAGCAGUAAGCAGCCCAUCAUCGGCCUUGGAUGGCUAUCUUGAGCAGAAAUCUUCGCGAGAGACAGAGGAGGGGGAGCUAACAUUCUUCCAUCGUCGAGAAGGAAGGGGACAAGAAUUUCCUAAACUCCACAAGCACCUGUCGACGACGGAGUCAAUCGAUGAGAUGCUGGGCCUCGCCAUCGACUCGUUCCCUUUGCCUCCCCUUUCUCCAACAACAUUAAGGUCGUCAAAAGCCAAAGACAAUGGCUAUUGACAUAGGGUUGGCACCCACUUCUGUCUUUCUCC
Molecule: messenger RNA, 2517 nt
Organism: Acaromyces ingoldii
Lineage: Eukaryota; Fungi; Basidiomycota; Exobasidiomycetes; Exobasidiales; Cryptobasidiaceae
Exons: 1
Coding region: 113-2485 (790 amino acids)
Source: RefSeq, a predicted model, not a curated record